Molecule: messenger RNA, 2253 nt
Organism: Fusarium sp. VM40
Lineage: Eukaryota; Fungi; Ascomycota; Sordariomycetes; Hypocreales; Nectriaceae
Source: the annotation of a GenBank genome assembly
AUGGAAGCGGAUAUCAGAGCUGUGCUACCCAACAUCGACCCCGUGGUCACCCAAUACUCCGUAGGCUACCUUACCCAUGCUUCGAUGGCUUACUCGGAUGAGGAGGAGACAUCUGGAGAGUCUCCUCUGAACGAAGCUGCUUCCGCCAUCACUGAGCUACUGCUGUCCGCAUCAGGCCAGGUCAACCCCGAGCUUGAAGAAAAGAUCAAGCAGCUUGUCGAGAAAUGGGUAAACAAGUACACAGAGUCCAAUGGAGCCCAGAUUAAAGGACCAUCGAUGGUCAGACGUCUCGACCAAACCAUUCAAGUGAGCCAGCAGCGCAACAUGUCAUCCACAUUGGCUGUGGCGACCGGUGGCGUGGAUCUCGAGUCUGCGAACGCAAGGAAGGUUGAGUCCAAGGUUGAUCGCAAGAAGCUCGAAAAGGCAGAGCGCAAGAUCGCAGCCAAGCAGCAAAAGAAGACAUACAAGGUCGUCGAGUACGAGGCCUCUAAACUUCUCGACCAGCCCGAGUCGACACAGUCAUACGAAGAGUUCUACAUGGCUGUCAAUCCUCUGCAACUGGGUGGAGGCUCUUCCAACAAGUCCAAGGACAUCAAAUUGGACAACAUCGAUGUGUCUAUCAGUGGAACCCGUAUUCUUACAGACACAACUCUUACUCUUGCCUACGGUCAUCGGUAUGGUCUGGUUGGUAACAACGGUGUUGGUAAAUCUACUCUGCUUCGAGCACUGUCUCGUCGUGAGGUUGCUAUUCCCCUGCACAUUUCCAUUCUGCACGUCGAGCAGGAAAUUACUGGUGAUGACACCCCAGCUAUACAGGCAGUUUUGGAUGCCGAUGUUUGGCGCAAGGUUCUUCUGAAGGAGCAAGAACAAAUCACCGCUCGACUUGCAGAGUUGGAGCAACAACGAUCUUCUCUGGCCGACACAUCUGCCGAAUCGGCGAGAAUCGAUCGCGAUAGAGAGGCUCAGGAUACUAAAUUGGGAGAUGUUCAAGCCAAGUUGGCCGAGAUGGAAUCUGACAAGGCCGAACCACGAGCUGCUAGUAUCCUUGCUGGUCUCGGUUUCUCAGCAGAGCGACAGCAGUUUGCUACCAAGACGUUCUCUGGUGGUUGGAGAAUGCGCCUGGCUCUUGCUCGAGCCCUGUUCUGUGAGCCUGACUUGCUUCUUCUUGACGAACCGUCCAACAUGUUGGAUGUCCCUUCGAUCACUUUCUUGUCCAAUUACCUCCAAACCUACCCCAGCACUGUUCUCGUCGUUUCUCACGACAGAGCGUUCCUCAACGAGGUUGCUACCGACAUUAUCCACCAGCACUCACAACGUCUCGACUACUACCGUGGAGCCAACUUCGAUAGCUUCUACUCCACUCGCGAGGAGCGCAAGAAGGUUGCCAAACGAGAGUACGAGACCCAGAUGGUACAGCGAGCCCAUCUGCAGGCCUUUAUCGACAAGUUCCGUUACAACGCCGCCAAAUCGUCAGAAGCCCAGUCACGUAUCAAGAAGCUCGAGAAGAUGCCUAUCCUCGAAGCUCCCGAGGCCGAGUACAGCGUCAAAUUUACUUUCCCCGAAGUCGAGAAGCUAUCGCCCCCUAUCGUGCAGAUGUCUGAGGUUACUUUUGGUUACAACAAGGACAACGUCUUGCUCCGCAACGUUGACUUGGAUGUUCAGCUGGAUUCUCGAAUCGGAAUUGUUGGACCCAACGGUGCUGGUAAGACAACUAUUCUCAAGCUUCUCAUUGGCAAAUUGGACCCAUCCUCUGGUUUGAUCUCUCAACAUCCUCGCCUCCGAAUUGGAUUCUUUGCUCAGCACCACGUCGAUGCCCUUGACCUCGCCGAUAGCGCUGUCGGUUUUAUGUCCAAGAACUACCCCGGACGAACAGAUGAGGAGUACCGUCGCCGACUUGGUGCCUUCGGUAUUACCGGAACAACCGGUCUGCAGAAGAUGGGACUGCUGUCUGGAGGUCAGAAGUCUCGUGUCGCCUUUGCUUGCUUGGCUCUUACAAAUCCCCACAUUUUGGUUCUUGACGAGCCUUCUAACCAUCUGGAUAUCGAGGCCAUGGACGCUUUGGCCGAGGCGCUCAAUGAGUUCCAAGGUGGCGUGCUGAUGGUGUCUCACGACGUCACAAUGUUGCAGACGGUGUGUAAGUCGUUGUGGGUUUGUGAUGGAGGCACUGUUGAGAAGUUUCCCGGCGAUGUCCAGGCGUACAAGAAGAGGAUUGCCGCGCAAGCUGAUGCCUCGGGUGUUGUUAAGCAGCAUUAA